UUAGUCUUGAAAAUGGCUUCGAAUAAAAAUAUCAAAUAUGUAACAAUGGCGACGAGGUGAAAAAAAUAAUUAAGAAAAAGGAAAAGUGAAACAGCGAGGGUGAAAAUGGCAGGCAAAAUGUAUAUAGGAAAUGUGGACUAUGACGAAAGUGAGAAGUUUAGCGAUUACAUAGAGCGUUUUGAAAUGUUUUUGGAGUGUAAUCAAAUAGAAGCUGUCCGGCGGAAGGCGGUUUUUCUAAGCGUCGAGCGUCAUAGGCCCAAAGUUAUUUAGCCUGCUAAAAAACCUUUGUACACCAGUGGCCCCAAAAAAGAAAACUUAUGAAGAUUUAAAAAAGAUUCUUCUGAAUCACUUAGAACCGAAACCCAAUGCGAUCACGGAACGGUAUAAGUUUGGCCAGAGAUGUCAAAUGCCGGGUGAAUCGGUAAAUAGCUAUGUGGCUGAAUUAAAGAAGCUGUCCUUAUAUUGUAAUUAUGGGGAAAGCUCAACAGAGCAAAUAAGAGAUAAAUUCAUUGCGGGGUUAAGUAAUGAGAAAAUUAAACAAGUUGCUCAAUGAAAGUGAAGUUUCUUUGGAGAGAGCAUACAACAUUGCUGUGCAGAUGGAGAAAACUGACCAAGACUUGGAAGUGAUGACAACCAAGGUGCACAAGAUAGGAGUGGCAGGAAAGGAUCAACAAGGACAACAGAAUGAUACCCGAGGUCAUCCGAGGCAUGUUAGAAGUGAUAACCAGUACAAUAAGUUGUGCAAGUGCUGUGGAAAGGGGAAGCAUACAAAGGAGUUUGGUUGGUUUAAGGAUAGGAAGUGCAGAAUUUGUGGAAACUUAGGACAUUUAAUGGCAGUUUGUAGACUUAAAAGGGGUAAAAAGCCUUGUAAUUAUAUAGAAAAUGAAUAUGAACAAGAAAAUGUUUUAGAAGACAUACAAAAUUUAUUUGUAUUAAGUGAUACUCAUGUUUCACCCUACAAACUGGAAUUACUAAUAAAUGCAAGAAAGGUAAUCUUUGAAAUAGAUACCGGAGCGGCUAUUAGUGUUAUAAGUAAAAACAUGAAAGACAAAUAUUUUAAUGACUGUGAAUUGUAUAAGUGUAUCCUUAAACUCAGAUCAUAUGUAAAUAACUUAAUAACUCCUUUAGGUUUUAUAAGUGUGGAUAUUGUAUAUGAUAAAAAGCAGAUUAAAGCUAAAUUGUAUGUUGUUGAGAACAGGGGACCUUCUCUCAUUGGACAUGACCUUUUGAAAAAAUUAAAUAUUAAAACAUUAAACAUAAAUUCAUUAAGUUGUGAGAAUAUUAAAGAUACAUUGGUCAGUAAAUUUCCUGAAGUUUUUAGUGAUGAGUUAGGCACGUACAAAGGAGAGCAGGUCAACCUCGUACUAAAAGAGAAGGUAUCACCCAAAUACUUUAAAGCUAGACCCUUACCCUUCAGUAUGAAAGAAUUGGUUGCAGAGGAAAUAAAUAGGCUGGUAAGUCAAGGUGUGUUGACCCCGGUAAAAAGUAGUGAAUGGGCCACACCCAUAGUACCAGUGUUAAAAGGAAAUGGAAAGUUAAGAGUGUGUGGUGAUUUUAAGGUCACAAUCAACCAAUAUUUGGAGGAUGACAAGUAUCCUUUACCAAAAAUUGAGGAUUUAUUCGUUAAUUUAAAUAAGGGUGAAAAAUAUUCCAGAGUUGACUUAGCACAUGCUUAUCAACAAUUGAUGUUGACAGAGGAUGCGAAGAAGUUAGUUUGCAUCAAUACACAUCUUGGAUUAUUCCAAUAUAACAGGUUACCUUUUGGUGUUAAAGUAGCUCCGAAUAUUUUUCAACACAUUAUGGAUCAGCUAUUAGCAGGAAGGCCAGGUAUAGCUGUAUUUAUGGAUGAUGUGGUUAUAACAGGGAAAAAUGAUCAAGAACAUUAUGAAAAUUUGUUGUUUGUUUUUAGCCAAUUGAAGGAAAUGGGUCUCACUGUCAGUGCAGAUAAAUGUAUUUUUUGCAGAUAGUAUACAUUAUUUGGGUUAUAUUUUGUCCAAGGACGGGUUACAACCUGAUCCUAAGAAAGUGGAGGCAAUAACUAAGGCUCCAGAUCCCACAAAUGUCACAGAAUUAAAAGCAUUUCUUGGUUUAAUAAACUAUUACAUGAAGUUCUUACCAAAUGUGUCAACAGUGUUAGCACCACUGUAUAGUCUAUUAAAAAAAGAUACUAAGUAUAAGUGGAACCAAAAAUGUAAACAUUCUUUUGAAAGUAUCAAGAAAAUGAUGGUAUCAACUCACAUUUUAUCUCACUACGAUCCAUCGCAAGAGUUAUAUUUGGCAUGUGAUGCUAGUGCAUAUGGGGUAGGUGCUGUUUUAUCUCAGAAAAGGAAUGGUAUUGAAAAACCUAUUGCUUUUAUGUCUAGGACGUUAAAUGAGGCAGAAAAGAAAUAUAGCCAAAUUGACAAAGAGGCUUUAGCAUUGAUAUUUGGUGUUACUAAGUUCAAUCAAUACUUGUGGGGUCGAAAGUUUACCCUGAUAACAGAUUCUAAGCCUUUAGUGAGCAUCUUUGGUCCUAAGAAGGGUAUACCUACCAUAGCAGCUAGUAGACUUCAGCGAUAUGCAUUAUUGUUGUCUGGCUACAAUUAUAACAUUAUAUAUGUCAAGUCAGAGAAUAAUAAUGCAGAUGCAUUGUCAAGGUUACCAUUAGAGAGGGUUGAAGGUAAAAAUACAUCAGAAUAUUCAUAUUUAAAUUUUUUGAAGGAUAAUGUAAGCUUGCCUAUUGAUUAUAACUUAAUUAAAAAAGAAAUUUUAUUAGAUCCAGUGCUAAAAAGUGUGUUGAAUUUUAUACAUGAAGGUUGGCCAAAGCAUACUAGUGAUGAUAAUUUAAAACCUUACUUGCUUAAGAGAGAGCAAUUGUCGGUGGAGCAAGGAAUCAUUAUGUAUGGCUAUAGAGUUGUAAUACCUAACAAGUUAAUUGCAAAUAUGUUACAGGAACUCCACUCAACACAUUUAGGUAUUGUCAAAAUGAAAUCAAUAGCUAGAAGUUAUUUCUGGUGGCCUUCUGUAGAUAAUGAUAUACAAUUAAUGUCAAACAGUUGUACUACUUGUUUAUUGGAAAGGCCAAAUCCACAUAAAGUAAAUUUACAUGUGUGGGAUUAUCCUAAAAACCCAUGGUCACGAUUACAUGUAGAUUACUUGGGUCCUAUACAUGGAAAGUAUUAUUUUGUAGUGGAGUGUGCUUAUACAAAGUGGAUUGAAGUGGAGGAAGUUACUUCAACAUCAGCAAGUCAAGUUAUUAAAAUUUUAAGCAAGUUGUGGACUACUUUUGGUUUUCCAGAUUUGGUCCAGAGUGACAACGGUCCUCUGUUUCAUUCCAUGGAAUUUACAUCAUUUCUUAAAAAUUUGGGAAUCAAACAAUCAUUUUCACCACCAUAUAAUCCCCAAACGAAUGGUUUAGCAGAGAGUGCUGUUAAAAUAAUAAAAAAAUGUAUUAAAAAAGCAGUUUAUGAAAAGAAAAAUGUAAAUGAUUGUAUUAAUUCAUUUUUUUUACUUAAUGUAUAGAAAUUGUAAACAUAUGACUACAGGAGAAAGUCCAGCGUAUUUAAUGUUUAAGAGAAACUUAAAAACUAAAUUUGAUUUAUUAAGACCUAAUGUAGAAAAAAAUGUUCAGUAUAAGCAGGAGUUGCAAAAGUAUGCAGGGGGUAGUAGAGUAAGGGAAUUGGAAAUAGGGGAAUGUGUGGUAGCUCGAGAUUAUAGAAGUAAUGGUAAUAAGUGGAUGGAAGGAAUAGUAUGUAAAAAACUUGGUCCAGUUACAUAUUUAAUUAAGCUGCAGAAUACAAAUAUAAUUUGGAAAAGACAUAUUAAUCAGAUUCUUAAUAAUGUAAACAGUAAUUUGGAGGAAGAUACCUAUGAGUCAGUACCAUUAGUGGACACUCAGUUUAAGCAAAUAGAUGGUUCAAGUGUACCAAAUUCAAGUGUGCCAGUACCAUUGGUGGAGCCUCCGUUUGAGCAAAAAGAUAAUUCAAGUAUGCAAGUACCAGUGAUGGAGCCUCAGUGUGAACAAAUAGUUGGUUCUCCACAGAAGGCAGAAUCUCCACCAAUAGUAUUGAAAAGAUCAAGUAGAAUAAGGAAAAAACCCGAUAGGUUGAAUUUGUAGCGGGAGAGAUGUAAUGUCUGACGGGUUUAUUACUCUGUAAAAUGUCUCUAUGUAUCUGUACCUACUCUGUGAGUAGUCUUGAAAAUGGCUUCGAAUAAAGAUAUGUAACAGAAAGACAGAAACAUCAGAGUAAAAUGGACCAUAACAGGUUCUCCUAGAAUGUUUCCGCUUGGAGCGCUGCUUGUGGAUGUGCUAUUUCAAAUGCCUUUCACGGAUUUUGAUAUCAUUGGGUUUCAGCGUAAAAUAAAAUUUGCGUGCUUUGCAAGUCGUAUAACAUUUUAUAUAAAAUAGCUGGCCAAGUGUGUGUCAGACUCACGCACCAAGAGUUCCGUACUACAGAACUUCGGAGAUAAGGAUGGGGAACGGAAUUUUU
This is a messenger RNA of Maniola jurtina (meadow brown), 4469 nucleotides long. RefSeq lists its product as uncharacterized. The transcript is spliced from 3 exons. Bases 525 to 1967 code for a protein of 480 amino acids. The record is from RefSeq and is a predicted model, not a curated record. Lineage: Eukaryota; Metazoa; Arthropoda; Insecta; Lepidoptera; Nymphalidae.